AGGAGCUGAAUGAGAACUGCUGUCUGCAUCGCUCUGCCUGUGAGCUUCUGCUCUGGAGGAAUUUCAGCUCACUCUGCUGCAUCUUCACACAGACUUCUCACUGCCGGGACCAGUUCAACUGAUGCUGCUUAGGACAGUGUAAAACCAGGAAUUAUCAGAGUCCAGUUAUACAGUUUCCCCCCAUGGCGUCUGAAUCAUCUGUUGCCAAGAGGGCCAAUCUGGUGGCAUCCAGGGUCCACUGGAGCCACAUGGACCUUCCUGAGUCAGCUCAGGACCAUGAGGCUCAGGGCCUCAAAGGAAGUUCGAGAAAGGACAGUGUCAAGAAAUGGCUCACCACCACUGUCACUGAGGAAGAUGCAAAGCAAGCGCCACUGCAGGAAGCUGCAGAGCCUCUAAGGAGGAACCCCAGCUGUGACGAUGACCUGGCCCUGGGUGUAGAAGCGUCUUUAUAUGGUAACCAGGGAGUGAGGACAGUUCAGGAGUUUCUGCGGUGGAGCAGGUCAAGUCCAGCUCUCAGCAGGUGGAACAGCUUCAGCUCAGCAACUUCAGGUCACUCUGGACCACUCAGUGUGAUGGACAUACUCAACCUGUGGAAUGAUGACCCGGAAGAGGUUCUCUUGGACCUGGGCUUUGGCUGUGAUGAACCUGACCUCUCUGGACGCAUUCCAGCUCGAUUCAUCAAUCAUCAGUCUCAAGCGAGGGGAAUAAACCUCCAGGUGUUUCUGGAGGCCCAGAAGAACCGGCUGGACCUUGAGAAUCCAGAUGUCAGCAAUCGUUUUCGACAGCUCGAGGUUCUCCAGCAGGUAACUACAGCAUUCUCUUCCUUAAUGGGGUCAUCCUGCACCCCUCUCAGAGCACCACAUGGGAAAGACCUGCCUCCUGAGGCCUGGGAGAGGAGGAGGCGUAUGGGCAUGCUGUUCAGAAGAGCAUCAAAGAAGUCACUCAGCCAAAUCCACAACAAUAAAACGCACGACCCAGGUGCUACACCUGAGUCACUGCAAUCUCCACUUAGCCUUGGAGACAAGAAAUUCCCCUUGAAAAGAGUCAAACCUGGACUUCAGGAGAUUGUGUGUCUGAGUCCUCUGGCAGAGGAGCAAGGAGCUGGGCCAGACCCUCAGUCCAAGUCUGACGUGGCUUCUUUAAUAGCCAAGGAAGGAGCACACAGACCCUGGCCACUGAAGGAAGGUCACCCUGUGACAACCAGCACUUUUUCACAGAGAAAGAAGAGCCCAGGGAAGGCCAGGGAAUCAUUUGAAAUGGAAGAGAUCCACAGUUUUGAUGAAAGUAGUGUCACAGGGAGCUACAUAGGAGGAGCAGAACAUUUAGCACAGGGUGUAAUUCGGACCAACAGCUGCCAGUCAGACAGCAGUGGCUUUCUAGAAGAGCUCUUCAUUCCCUCUCUCUCUCAGCAGGCGUCACCAGGAUCUGAUCUCAUCAAGGCUCUGUCAGGCCUAUCAGGAGGGAGCACUGACAGCCAAAGCAGUGAGAAGCCAGGCCCCCGGUCUCAGUUUUCACCACCUCCCUUCUGCUCCUCAUCUCCUAUCUCUUCUGGUGUUGACAAAUCGCCGUGUCCUUCACCAGAGCCUUCUUUAGUUUUUUACCCACCCCUUCCUCCUGUCUUGUUGUGUUUCCCAAAAUCUGACAUGCAAAUUUCAGAGAUGGCGAAACUACCAGAUCAGGAUCCUCCUUGCUCUUCCUCACCCAAGAUACAGGACGUAACUCCCUUCCAGUAUCCAACUCUCCCUUCUGCUACCUCUCUUCCCCCUACAUCUUCCCCCAUACAGCCUGCCUCAUUGAGUAGAGGGUUAGAGGAUAUUAAAACUGAGGACGAGGAUCCUCCAUCCCCCUACCUCUCUAUACUUUCACAUGACUCUGAAGGUACAACAUGCUCUACCUUUUCCAAUGUCCCUCCUCCUGCCUCAUCUCCUUCUCCCACUCCAAAUUUGAAUGGUCAGUUUUCUGCCUCAAUGUCUAUGUCUUCUACACAGUCUGACUCCUCUUCUGGGAGUCCAGGGAACACACAGUCAGAACAGACUUAUUUACCUCCAACUACCCUUCCUGAUUUUCAUUGUCUAUCCUCUUUAUCUUCUCCUCCACUUAUUCAGUCCCUCUCACAGAGAGAAAACAAUCAAAAAGAUUCCUUUUUCCCAGACUCAAGUGGAUUAGGCCUCUCUGAUCCACUUGCCAAUGCAGAGAAAGAGGAAGAAACACCCUCCUCUUCAUGUUCUCAGUUGGACAAGGACAAUCCCUUAGUUCCACCCUCUCUUUUUCUGGACUCCUCUAAGUCUGAGAUGGGUUGUGCCACACUGCCCUGCCUAUUUCCUAAUCCUCCCAUUCCAGUUUGUCCAUCUGCCUUGUCAUCACAGUUGCAUGAUCCAGAUGUUCUUGUAGAUCCAGCUGUUGGCAGAAUUUCAGACCUGACAGAGCAGUCCAUCUCGCAACAGGACAGAUCGUGUUUUCAUGAAGAUGACAAAAGCCCUUCUUCAGCCUCUCCUGUCCAAGAUGUUAUACAUGUUAAGACGGAUCAGUUCUGUCUGGACUCAGAGGAUACCCUUCAGAGGAAUAGGAAGGGAGAGAUAGAGGGUGAGAGACAUACUGACACUGUCCAGACUCGAAUGGCUGUUGUUUACGACUCAGAUACAGAGAGUUCUGCGGGUCUGUCAGAAGGUUUUAGAUUAAUCUCUAAGGAAGAAUGUAACCAAACAGUAAUAGAUCCACAGGUCCUUUCCUGUGGUUUGCAUGAUGAGAUUUCAACUGAAACCAAACUGGAAGAGUUAAGAAAAGUCUGUCAGAUGAAAAUGAAUGACACAGAAAUUGAAUCACCUAGAGGUUCUUUAGUUUUACGUGAUGAAGUUCCAGAGGCACACAGCAGAACUAAAGUUGAACCAAAGGAUCUAAUUGAGAUUGACAGCUUAGAUCUGGUAUUUCAAUCCUCAGUGGAUGGCUCAGAAGGUGAAAACGGAGAUGUGGAUGCCUUUUUUCAGCAACUUGAUACUGAAGGGCGAGCCUAUUGGGCAGAACCCAUCCAGGUUUCCAGUGCAACUCCGGUGGAGUCAGGCAGCUUUGAAGCCUCAGAUGGAUCUCAUGGGAAUUCUCUCUUGCCUAGAGUCCCAGCUGCUCUAGAUUCAUUUUCAUCCAUGGGCCAAGCUAUCCCCUCAUCUUCAUCCUUAGCAUCAAUAAAUACUGACCAGACCUCUAGAAAUGCAACCGCCUCAUCAGAUACACCCUCCCCCUUGACUCUAACCACCUUUCCAUCCCCAUCUGCAACCCCAGACGUCAAACCAUCAAUCUGCUCUGUUUCUGUCCAGAUGUCUUCAUCUCCAUCUUCUCAUAUUAUCCACAGGAAGGAUAUUCCGUAUGUGACUGACUCAAAACACACCCUUCUCCCUAGUGUUCUCCCUUUGGACACUUCCACACCCUUUCGUGCUGUCCAGUCAUGGACAGACCUACAGAUUCAACGAAACACUCUCACCAAGAAGCUAUCAUACGAGGCUUUUAAUGCAGUCCCAAGCCAGGUGUCUGUAUCCAUGAGUGCCUUAGAAACAAUGCAUAGACCUACAGUGGUCUUCUCUUCAUCUCCAGUUUUCCCUCUGCUGUGUAAUGACCGGCAGCCACAGGACUGUCAUCCUGUGGUGGCUAGAAGCAACCGUACUGUGUCAGUCUCUGCCGAUAAAGGGCAGUGGUCAGAUGAGGAGGAAGAAGUGGACAGGAAUGGAAAUGAAGAUGAGGGGAAGCUUUGGGAGGGCAACCAGACAGCCACCAUGGAAUACCAAUGCUCCUGUGACCAUCAGUGUCACUGCUGUACUCAGAAGAGUUAUGAAAAGCGAUACCUUUUGGGAAACAUUCCUUACUCUCUGGAUGAGUUGGAGGAGAUGAUGCUGUGUCUGCAGCAGUUUUGCUCUGUGCUCAACAACAUGGAGGAGCAGCUAUCUGAAGACCAGGCUGCAGUUUACAGUGCUCUCUCUGACCAGGACAGGGAGAAGGUUCGGGACAUAGAGGAGCUGAGGCGAGCAGUGAAACAGGAGGUUGCAGAGCUGGAGAUGCAGUUGAAUGACCUAGCCCAUCACUACGAUGACAGCCUGAAAAUGAAGAUGCACAGACUGUUGGAUGAGCAGUCUCUGCUCUGCUCUCAACUAAGAGUCUUUCUACCUGGUGCGGCACCCACAUCAUUGAGCCCCGCCCCCAACAGGACAGUGGCCACUCAGUGCAGUCUGCUGCCCUGGAUCUCUCUGACUGAAGUGCAGAGUGGCCACAUCACCUGCAAUGUGGACUCCCCCAGACAGUCCCCUCCUGGAUCAGAGAGCAUCUGUGAGGGCCUUGGCUGUUCUCCCGCAAAGGCAGACAAGCUGGACAUAGUGGGCUUCCUCCAGAGAUUGAAGGAGUCCUUGCGUCAGUCUGUGAACACUGACUCGUUGGAAUAAAAAGUGUCGUGACGUUGAAGGAGACUGCAUCUGACUGAUGAGAGCCUGAAGUCUUCUGUUCACUAAAGGAUAUGCCUUAUUUUAUCAGAUUUACAGCUUAAGCUAUUCAUCACAUUUUGACCAAGGCUGAUACUAGAACCACUACAAGCUGCAUGCAAACUUUUGAGUGACUUUUUUUCUCAAACAACACUUUAUGGAUGGAAAACAAGACCUUAAACAAAGGCAAUUGUAACAACAUAGGUUAGGCUGUUUUUAAAUGAUUAAAAUGCAUAUUUACAAGGUAAAAUAUGUUAAUAUAAAUAUGAGUUAUUUAAUGAAGAUGUUUUUAUGCACAGAACUCUGCUUAGUGAAUACACAAUGGUUCAUAUGAAUAACAUCAUCAAAAUAGACCAUAGAACAGUGAAACGUUUUUGCUGUUUAUGUUCCAUGUGUUCUCCGUUCUCUUUAUUGUUUAAAAACACACCAAGGUUGUUGUGCUGCAGAGGAGGUUUGGAACAAUAGUUCCAACAAAGUACUGUGCACACUUGGAGGAUAUGCCAAUUGGCAGAGUACGAUCCCUCAUCAAGACUUCAAAAGGCUUUAGUUUGAUUGGCAGCAUCACAAGUGUUUUAUUUGUAGGAAACAAUUCAAGUCAAGUCAAGUCAAUUCAAUUUUAUUUGUAUAGUACCAAUUCAUAACAGAAGUUAUCACAGGACACUUUUCAAAUAGAGCAGGUCUAGACCGAACUCCUUAUAACAUAUUUACAGAGACCCAACAGUACCACCAUGAGCAAUCACUUGGCAGCGAUGGCAAGGAAAAACUUCCUUUUAAGAGGCAGAAACCUCGGACAGACCCCGGCUCUAGAUGGGUGGUCGUCUGCCUCGACCAGUUGGGGCGAGAGAUAGAGAGACAGAGAGAGACACAGAGAGACAGAGAACAGAGAGAGAGACACAAGGACAGAGACACAGCAAUAACAGUAGCAACAACUACUCUAAUAGCAGUGACUGAUGAUGAUGAACAUGAAGAAGACGACGACGACGACAACAACGAUGGGGGACAAUGAGCAGUGAUUAUAGUAAUAGUAUCUGUAGUAAACUGUACAAUGGUUCAACUGGACUGAAACGGAAAGGGCAGACAGAGACAAAGAUCUCUACAAUCUAACCACUGAGUAGACUGCAGAAGGCCCCCAAAAAACAGGUUAUUUUUCUCUCCUGUUAUGUAGCACUGUGGGGAUACUAACUGAAUCAGGGCUGUCCAAAGUGUGGUAUACGCAUUGGCUUGCCAUAAGCAGUGAUGGGAAUAACGGCGUUAUAAAUAACGGCGUUACUUUUUUCAGUAACGAGUAAUCUAAUUGAUUACUCUUCCCAUCUUAAUAACGCCGUUACCUUUACUGCCAAAAAAUGUGCCGCGUUACUAUAAUUGAAGCUGUUUUUUUCAUCAGACCAACUAGAUCUCUGAGCCAUGAGGCAAAUACUUUUUUUUACUGUUCUUCCUUGGUUAGUGGGCAGUGCACGAGAAAAGCACAUAAAUGCUGACAAUUGGCUGAGGUUGAGUAAAAUUUCAUGGUAAGCCAAUCAGAGGUAGAGUUUGGUGGGUGUUCGAAAGCACGCAGUCGGACACACAACGAACAACGCAAGCGAGUCAGUCAACGAGAGACAGGUAUGGCAAGCCCAAAUAAUCCAAAAGUAGCCUUCUUUAAAUGGAAGUAUAGCCAUUACUUUUCCCUCCAAGAAAUUAAAGGAACAAAUGUAAUCGUGAAAUGAACAUUAUGCCCUGGGCAAAGAGAUUUAUUUUUAUGGAGAUGUAUUUUUAUUUUUUAUGUAUUACCUGUUUGUGUUUGGAUUCGAUAUUUUAUGGAUAUACAUUGUACUUUUCAGUUAGAUUGAAAGCACCUCAUGUUGUUAAACUGUUACACUGAAAAUCUAGUGUAAAUCUGAAGGUUUCUUUUGUUUUAUUUGCACUACAAAGAGUGUAUAUAUUUGUUUUUAUUUUUGGUAUAGUGCUUAACAAGCAUAAUUUAAUUUUGCCCAGUUGUGGCCUGUUGAGGGGCAAUAAAUAUCAAAAGUUCCGAAA
Molecule: messenger RNA, 6473 nt
Organism: Dicentrarchus labrax (European seabass)
Lineage: Eukaryota; Metazoa; Chordata; Actinopteri; Moronidae
Gene: itprid1
Product: ITPR interacting domain containing 1
Exons: 17
Coding region: 183-4421 (1412 amino acids)
Molecular function (GO): signaling receptor binding
Source: RefSeq, a predicted model, not a curated record